ACAUUCCUCACAUUCCUACAAAAAGAAUUGGAGAGCUGAUUGUGUUCCUGAACCUUCACAUCCAAUUUCAAGUAACCAGAUACUUGUUACGCAAGAAUACGAGUGCAGUGGUAACUUUCUAUCUGUCUGUAUGAGCUCAAGGACAUUCCAAGGGGACAAUAUGUCAGUUGAGGGUAGGUGGUUUCGAAGGCUCUGAAAGGGAUAAGUUGCUCGCUGUGCACAAGUUUUGUAAACAGCCAUCCCCGGAGAAAGUCUAGAGCUUAUUGUCCUGCGUCCUGUAUAUGAUAGGUUGGUCCUGUGGACAAUUGUCAUUCUUUCCACAUUCAGGUGAAGAACCUAAUAUCAUCUCGAGUUUGUUACACUCUACAGUGUGGGCAGUUGUUGUUUUACAUUCUGAACUUUGGUUCCAGCAGUAGUCACCAUGAAGAUCGAGCAUACGAACGGGAACGUAGUUAAAACUCUGCACGCAGUAAUCGUUCCAUUUCCUGCUCAAGGUCAUAUAACGCCAUGCUUGCAGCUUGCGAAGAAACUAGUCCGACUUGGGUUUCACAUCACAUUCGUCAACACCGUUCACACCCACGACCGAUUGAUGAAAUCGUCUUUCAAAGAUCGCGAGCCAGAUGAAGAUAUUGAGUUUGUCGCGGUAUCAGACGGGCUCCCGGACGAUCACCCUCGAUUGGCUGAUAUUGUUGCUUUCAGUGUCGCAUUUUCAGAAAGGGGACCUGUAUUUGCAGAGCUGUUAGUCAAAUUGCUUCGCAAGUCUCCAAUCACAUGCGUAAUACGUGAUAUUUCAUCGGGGGUCGUCCAGGAACCAGCCAGAAAAUUGGGCAUUCCAGUGGUGGGUUUCGGAACACCAUCUGCCAUUUCCAUCCAAUGUAGAACCCACAUAGAGACAUUCAUAGAAGCAGGGGUUUUACCGCUCCCACCUCCUCCGAUGAAUACUUCAACUCCAUCCCUCGAUCCAGUCAAGUUAAUACUUGGACUGCCUCGAAGUGAUGAGGAGGCUGCAGCUCGGGAUGCUCCACUCAUAUGCCUCCCUGGUGCAUCUCCAACUAUGAGGGUCAAUGACAUUCCAACGUACCUACUAACUCACGACCUCGACAGCCACUUCGUUCGCUUAAAUCGAGCCUGUCAAAGACCACUUCUUCAAAGCUGUGAGUGCCUUCUCUUCAACACGUUCCAUGACUUGGAGGGUGAGGUUCUGGACGCCAUGACUGACAUUAAUGCCAACAUUUAUUCCGUGGGUCCUCUCAUUUUCAACUCCAAAAAAAGCCAAGUUGACGGGGUCGAAGAGUUGUCGUUAGCAGCUACGGAAAGCGCCUUGUGGAAAGAGGAUCCUAUAUCUCUGUCCUGGCUUGACAACCAGAAGCAGAACUCAGUUCUUUUCGUUUCGUUUGGGAGCAUAGCAACCAUGUCCAUUGAGCAGAUGCUGGAAUUCGCUUUGGGUCUCGAGAUUAGCGGGCACGCCUUCUUGUGGGUAAUCAGAUCAGACUCAAUCGAGGAUACACACGAAAACGAAGAAUUUCAAAUCACGUUCUCAGAUUUUAAGAAAAGAACACAAGACCGUGCUCUUUUCGUACCCUGGGUGCAGCAAAUCGCAGUUCUCUCACAUCCUUCCGUAGCAGCUUUCCUUACUCACUGCGGUUGGAACUCCGUCAUAGAAAGUAUCUCAAGUGGUGUUCCGAUGCUUUGUUGGCCAAGAUUCGCUGAUCAGAAUACGAAUUGCCACUACGUUAAGUGUGUAUGGGAAAUUGGCCUUGAUUUCGAGAGCCAGGUAAAGGGCGAUACUACAAUUGUAUCCAAGGAGGAACUGGACAAAAAGGUGAGAAGAAUCAUGGCUAAAGACGGAGCGGAUUUGGAGAUCGAUAAAAUUCGAACCAAUGCUAGAAACCUUCGCAUUGCAGCAAGGAAAGCAGUUAGCGAAGGAGGUUCCGCACACACUGCAUUCAUGAAAUUCGUGCAACAGAUACAGCAGACUUCCAAACUUCAGCUUCCUUCAUAGAUCUCAAUGCAUUCGCCGUGGCUCUUUUUCAAGGACGAGUACUCACUCUCACGGACCAAACUCAGAUUGUCCGGACUUCGGAAGUUUCCUUUUUUGCCACGUUGAUAGAAUUGCAGUGCUUGUUUGUUUGCUAAAAACUUAUCUAGAACAGAAAUGUUAAGCUGUGAGUAAUAAAUAAAAUUCAUUAUAUUCAAAAUGAAUAUGCCUGAACUAUCUAUCAAUACAUGUGGCAGUUGUUGUUGAUUGGUUGGGGUAGAAUAAUAUUAUAUAAUUAGUUGCCACACUUCUUGUUUUUGUAAAAGUUGGAUUUUUAGUUCUGUAACCCACAACUAGUUAGAAUAGGUUGGCCUACAUGUCAAAAAUGGGUCAAAGAGAAUCUUCAAUUAAAAUGUUUGUAUAAAUUUUGUUUUUGGGCCAAAUUAUGAAAACACUUCAAA
Messenger RNA from Physcomitrium patens, 2439 nucleotides. Its product is annotated as linamarin synthase 1. Gene Ontology annotation, molecular function: UDP-glycosyltransferase activity. The record is from RefSeq and is a predicted model, not a curated record. NCBI's taxonomy places the organism in Eukaryota, Viridiplantae, Streptophyta, Bryopsida, Funariales, Funariaceae.